Messenger RNA from Rhipicephalus sanguineus (brown dog tick), 4734 nucleotides. RefSeq names its product protein timeless homolog (gene timeout). Bases 115 to 4500 code for a protein of 1461 amino acids. Gene Ontology annotation, cellular component: replication fork protection complex. Gene Ontology annotation, molecular function: DNA binding. Gene Ontology annotation, biological process: DNA replication checkpoint signaling; replication fork arrest; DNA repair. NCBI's taxonomy places the organism in Eukaryota, Metazoa, Arthropoda, Arachnida, Ixodida, Ixodidae. The record is from RefSeq and is a predicted model, not a curated record. The transcript is spliced from 28 exons.
GGUGCGGUGCUACGUUGGUGCGGUGUGUGGUGACGAGGUACUGCUUUGGUGGCCGGUGGUUCGGUGAACGAUAACUAGCUCACCAACAAGAGUUGCAGUCGCCUCCUUCAUGCGAUGAGCGAAUCCAUAUCGUCUUUAGUCCUUUCGGACAUUCAGGCGGCAUGCAGUACACUAGGAGGAUGGGAUGAAGGCAAAUACUACAAGGAACCUGAUUGCAUAGAAAGCCUGAAGGAUCUCUUGAGGUAUCUGAGGCGAGAUGACGAGUCCCAUGAGAUCCGGCGCAUCUUGGGCCGCAUUCAAGUUCUUAAAACGGAUCUCCUGCCCCUGCUCAAGUUUUAUCCUGACGACGAAAGCCUGUUCGAUGUCAUCAUAAGGUUGCUUGUUGACCUCACAAAUCCGGCCAUAUUGCUGUACAAGGAAGAACUUCCAGUCGAGAAGUUUGCCAGGAACAACUACUUGGAGAUUGUAUCCCACCUUCAGUCGUACAAGCUGGCCUUUACUGAUUCAAAAGUGUGGAUUUCUAUCACUAAAAAGCUUGAGGCUCUUCUGCACAAAAAUUGGGAAACACGACAGGAGGAAGACAAGGACAUGAUUGAGCGCAUCCUUGUCCUGGUUAGGAAUGUCCUUCAUGUGCCCGCCAACCCAUCCGAAGAAAAGCGCACAGAUGAUGAUGUAAACGUACACGACCAAGUUCUUUGGGCAAUGCAUCUUGCACAUCUUGAAGAUUUGUUACUCUAUGUCACCAGCAGUGAUGAUGAAACGGACUACUGCUUUCAUUGUUUGGAAAUUUUGUCCUUGAUGCUGCGAGAACAGUCCCCAGAAGUCCUGGCAAGAGCUGAACAGCCAAGGACUGCCGCUGAGAAAGAUGAAGAUGUCCGGGAACUUCUUAAAGCCAGGGAAAUGGAGCUCGCAAGAAAGAAAAUGCAAAUACAGGCUAGGACAAAGAGGCACCCUCGCUUUGGUGGAACGUUCACCGUGAAAAACAUGAAAGGCAUUGGUGACAACAACUUAGUUGCCCACGACACUUUAUCGAAGCUUUCUCACUUGAGCUUCGAUCGAUCCAAGCCGUUCAAGGCCAAGCCCAAAAACAGAAGGCCUGUCCUGGCUGCCGAUGAUGUUAUGAGGAGGUCCACCUUGAACAUUCGGCUGUUCCUGAAAGGUCUCUGCACCGACUUUCUCAAGUGGUGCUACAAUCCCAUGAUGCGAACAGUCAAGAGCUUCCUGCAACGUAAGAAAGGCCUGGCACAUGACGAAGGCUAUUACUUCUGGGCAUUGAAGUUCUUCAUGGAGUUCAAUCGUCAUAACGGCUUCGAUGUCAGCCUCGUCAGUGAGACCAUAUGCAAGGAGGCAUUCCACUAUGUGCAGACGGAGCUUGAACAGUAUUAUGAAAUGAUGGUCACUGACAAGCGCAAAAUUCACAUCUGGUCAAAAAGGCUCCACGUAGGCUUGAAAGCUUAUCAGGAGUUGCUGCAAACCCUUGCUGCCAUGGACAGCAGCCCCGAACAAACUGUGCAAGAAGCCGCCAAAGUUCUGAAAGGAACAAUCUUCUACCUUCCCGAGUACAGAGAAAUCGUUCUGCACCUUCUGUUGAACUUCAAUGAAUGCGUGCAACCUAUCUCCUACCUUCGGGACUUGGUGGAAAUGGUUCACGUCUAUGUCAAGAUGCUUCAACACUUUGCCAAAGGUCACAGACACAUUAUAGUGAAGGAAAAGACCAAGGCAAAGAAAAAGGCAAAGAAGCAGAUGCCAAAGGAGACUAGUGCAAGCGCUGCUGUCAGUGAAGAAGUACGGCAACAGGAAUGGCUUGAAGUGUCAUCUGGGAUUUCCUUGGCUCUUCAAGGCGAAGAGGAGCUGCCUGAUGACGUCGUUCCCUACGACUCAACAUUGGACAACACUGAAAAUGAACAAAAGCUUGAUGCUUUGUCCCGCAUCCAUGCUGCACUUAAGGCCAGGGAAACAGCCAAGGCAGUGGCAUUGUUGCGAGCAGGCCAAGAGCUGUGGCCAGGCCAGGACAUGUUUGGAUCUCAAGAGGAAGGAACCGAGUUUCAGGCCCUCAAGGAGAUCUUCUUUGCCAACAUGGCAGGUACCGCGCCUGACGCAUCUACGGCUGGCGAGAAUCAGACUGCUGAAGCAAAUGAAGAGGAGGAGGAGGAAGAACAGUACAACUCGGACAGGGAACAAGAGUUUCACUUCGACGAUUUCAUAAAACGGUUCGCCAGCCCGAAAGUGGUGAUCGCCUACUGCAAGCUUCUCUCCCACUACCGAACCAACUCACCGGCGACGAAUCAGCAAGUGCUGCGCAUGUUGCACCGCCUCGCCUGGGACCUCAAGAUGUACCCGAUGCUCUUCCAAGCCAGCGUCUUCAAGACCUUCCAGAACAUCAUGCACGACUGCUACUCGCUCCCUAAGGAAAGAGUCGAUGGCACUCUUAAGGAACUGGCUCGCCUGGCGACAUUUGUCGUGCGAAAGUUCGUUGCCACGGCUAAGGAAAACAAGAUUGUGUUCGCCGAGUUGCUGUUCUGGAAGAAUACGAAGGACGCGUACGAACUGGUUCACGGCUACGGCAGCGGAUCAAAGAAACCCAGCAAAGUUGCUUGGACUGAAGAGCAAGUCUACGAACUCAAGGUUCUCUACGAACGUUACAAGGAGGAGAUGACACCAGACAAGGACGUCGUCGAUCUCAUAUUGGAGCACAUGAUCGACGACUCGAGGACACGGCGCAGCGUGCUGUUGCAGCUGAAGCACUUGGGGCUCAUAGAUAACGUCAAGGCUUUUACGAAGAAAGCAAAGGCCAACGCACCUUGGAGAGGUGAAGACGUGAUUGAACUUCGAGAGCUAUUCGAGAAGUACCGGGAAUCGACAGACAUCAUGGGCCAGAUCAUGGAGCACCUCAGCGUCAAGCGACCCCGGCACCGCGUGGUGGACAAGCUUCUCGAGAUAGGUCUCGUGUGCAACCGCGUGGAGCUGCGCAAGAAGCGGGCGCGCACAGGUGGCCGCGGAGGCCGGCAGCAGCGAGGGUCGGAUGACUCCGGCUCUUCCUCCGACGACAACGACGAGCGCAUCUACGAUUUGUUCAAGAGUGGCGAAGACCCUGUGCGCCCAUCCCAGCAAAAGAAUGGCGGCCGUACACCCAAGAACGCUGCUAGCCGACCACCGAAGGACGCGCCAACUUUUCGCACCGUGCCCCGAACGGAAGUUGCUACGUCACCGGAAGCACUCAGGAGCGUUCUCUCCAAGCUGGUGGAAACAGGCUGCCAGGAGAGCUUGGAGUGGCUGCUCUCAUCUCUGGAGGAUGCGCUCGAGGAUUGGGACUCCGAAGAUCCUUCCUCCGUGCCCCUGGUGCCCAUACUCGAGACGCACCAUUCGUCAAUGGAGAACAGCGAUUUCUGCAGCUUGCUUCGUACAAUGGGAAUCCAGCCACCUGCGGACGAACAGGAAGCAUAUUGGCGCAUUCCCGCCGACAUGACGACCACCAUGCUCAACUCCCGGGUCACCGUCAUCAAGAAAGCGCUGGAGGGCGACUAUGGCGCGCCACUCUUGGUCGUGGGUUCGGCGUCAAACGAAGCGGCUCCCGAACUCAUCUCGACAGAUUCAGAUUCCGAUGGCCCUUCGCUGGUGAUCGACGAAGACCGCGAAGCGUCUGCCACGAGUGCACGAAUUCCGAAGAACAAGUUAAAGCACCGCGAGGCAUUGCAAGCGCUUUUGCAGAAGAAGAGAGCGCGCCAAGACGACUCGUCCGACACGGACUCCGACGAAGUGGGCUUCGCUCGCAGGGACCAGCGGAAGCGGAAAAGGCCUCGUGCCCGGGACACCAGAGAGAUCGAAGGAGGCAUCGGUAGUACAACCGGAACCAACGAACGCCGUUCCGACGGCGGCAUAAGCGGAGACGAGCUUCCAGCCAGCUCACCCGCUGGGACGGCUUCCAGCAAUGCCGACGGAGGAAGAACGCCCCCUUUACCUACUACUACGGCCGAACCAAUCAAGAAGCGGAAACGAGCGACGCUGGUGGUGGACAGCGACGAAGAACGCGAAUCGUCCAAGCGUGCCCAACUGGUGGACGUCGACUCCGAAGACGUUGGGCCUCUCGUCAUCGCAGACGACGAAACGGCAUCUGGCGCUGGCAGGGCCGGCAAGGGCGGUCGCCUGGUCGUACUCGACGAUAGCGACGACGAGGAGGUCGUGGUCAACGCGUCCGGCGCCGUCGCUGACAGGGGCGUUGCGAACGGCGACGCCGGCUUCAACGGCGCUUCGGUAGACGUCAUCGAUCUGGACGAUGGAAGUGAGACAAGUGACAGGACAAGGCGGAGCUCUGAGAGUCUAACUCGAUCCGAUAGUCUCGGAGGCUCGCGUGAAAGCAGGAAGGAAUCGUCGGCUGUCGUUGAGGACGGAGGUAGCGGGAGCGACGCCGAAAUCAUCGAAGACGCCCCCAUCCGGCCUCCCGUUAGCAAGCCAGCCAAGGCCAGAAGGGCUGUCGUCAUUAGCAGUGACGAAGAGGAUUAGGAGCUGAAACUGGAAUACAAACUCACACAUCAUAAUGUUAUCCAACUUGCAUUUUUCUAUGACCAUUUUAUAUAUUUUAUCUACGUGGCAUCUGCGAAGAUACUUUUUUUUUUAACAAGUGACAUAAGGCAGUGCCUUUUAUCAAUCAUCCUUUCCUAUAUCAAGAUGUGCUGUUGACGUGUUUUAUGCAAAUGCUACGCAGUUUAGAAGCGCUUUUACAAUAAAAGAUGACCU